Molecule: messenger RNA, 2023 nt
Organism: Guyanagaster necrorhizus
Lineage: Eukaryota; Fungi; Basidiomycota; Agaricomycetes; Agaricales; Physalacriaceae
Exons: 4
Coding region: 88-1926 (612 amino acids)
Biological process (GO): regulation of transcription by RNA polymerase II
Molecular function (GO): RNA polymerase II cis-regulatory region sequence-specific DNA binding; DNA-binding transcription factor activity, RNA polymerase II-specific
Source: RefSeq, a predicted model, not a curated record
UCCACCAUCACAUUAUCCUCUUCCUUACCUCUGCGCCAUUCCAAAGGUAUUCUGCAACUCGAUAUCACCGCCGCGAUUGGAGCUAGCAUGGACCACGAGGAACCUGCGCUUGAUUUAUCCGACGUCGUUCACGACCAUACUAUCGACGAUGAUGACGACGCCAUAAAUUCCAACAACAAUGACCAGACCCAAGACAGCACGCCAAAUGCCAUCCUGUCGCCUCUGCAAAAGUCCAGUGGCCACCUACCUUCUCUCUCCACCUCUGAGCCCUUCUCCGUCGAAAUACUCGAGCGUGAAAUUGCUACCUUACUCAACCAGAAUGCUUCCGCUGCAUCUGCGGCUUUGCUCAGUGCAGCCGCUCAGCAACAUCAAGCUAACCUGGGACAAUCUCGAGAUGGAGAAGGUGACGGUGGGAAUGACAAUCUCUCCAGCUUGGCUAGCAUAGAUCUCAGCGGAUUAGCUGCCGUGCUAAAUGCAGCACACGCUCAGGCCGCGGAGAAUGAACGUGCGGCUCAGGAACUGGCAGCGAAAGAUCCAGAAUUCGCUCGACAGCGAGCUGCCGCAUUGGCUGAGAAGGGACAGAAGAACACACGAACAGCACCUGCCUUUCAUUCGCUGACUGCCGGAGAGUCCUCCGAGAGUCCUCAUAAAUCCACCGGGCGGGGGGAACGCGGUAGCCAGCCACCAGACACCGACUAUCUCUAUUCAGAUGGCCAUAGCGACAGCGACGUUGACGGGCCCAGCCACCCUAUCCCACCUUCUCGACCAGACAACGAUCCACCGGCGUCUUUACCUGGUGAAUUUACCGAUAUAAAUGAUAUACUGACGCAGCUAUCAGGUCAAUACGACCCAGAACUCGAACACCGCAAUGCUCACGGCCCGUCCUCGCCUGAUUCCUCGCCCGUCGUCUCCCAUGUCCGGCCUAUUUCGGAUUCCCAGCCUCGCCCUCCGACUCCGUCAUCCGUUCUAACGCAGGUGAAUCGAACUGUUGUCUCGCAACCCGUUGCAUCCACCUCUGCUGUCACAUUAUCUAAUGGCAACAACAAGAAGGGCAAAAAGACUGAAAAGGAGAAAGGACCCAAUCACAUGUAUCCUUGCGACCAUGAAAACUGUAAUAAGUCCUUCACACGACGUAGUGACCUUGCUAGGCAUACAAGGAUACACACAGGUGAAAGGCCAUUCGUUUGCGACUAUACCAACUGUGGCAAGACAUUCAUUCAGCGUUCGGCUUUACAUGUCCAUUCUCGGGUGCACACUGGGGAAAAACCGCACUGCUGUGAAUAUCCGGCGUGCGGCAAAACCUUUAGUGACUCGAGUAGUCUAGCCCGCCAUCGGAGAACCCAUACUGGCAAACGACCAUACAAAUGCGAAGAUGCUAACUGCGAGAAAACAUUUACGCGGCGAACGACUCUAAAUCAGCAUAUGCGGACUCAUGAUCCAAAUUGGACGCCAGACCCUAACAUGAAGUACAAUUUCAAGUCGAAGAGGCGACGGGUGGAAGACAGUAGCGACGACGAUCAAGCACUCGCAGAAUCAGUACGGACGAUAUCUGCACUGUUUCAUGCAGGUGGUGCCGCCUUGGCUGCUCCUCCACCACAGACAGGUGCUGAAGAGGCGCUGGAAGUACGGGUUGCAAGUAUCAGUGCUGAAAUAGCAGCCGCUAUUGCACAAGCCCAGUCUCGUGGAUACGAGGAAGAGGAAGAAGAGGAAGACGAGCUGGAAGAUGAUUCUGGUGAUGAACUAGAACGACGUGAUACCAUCGGACCCAAUACGAGUGGGAUCAGGGGAUUGGGCGAUGGGGAGGAUCGGGCCGCAUUGGAGGACAGUACAGAUAGGGAAGACGAUGACAGCGACACUUUCCCGGUGCCACUGCGGACGCGACGGGGCAAGGACACUGUCGCGACGGGAGAGAAGAGGAAGAGGUAACAAGGUGGGUAUACGAAAGCCAUUAUUAAAGAGAUCUAUGUAAGUAGCUGUAAUGGAAUGAUUAGGAAGCCGUCGACCCGUUGACGGGGGAGUACUA